Molecule: messenger RNA, 4006 nt
Organism: Peromyscus eremicus (cactus mouse)
Lineage: Eukaryota; Metazoa; Chordata; Mammalia; Rodentia; Cricetidae
Gene: Ddx31
Product: DEAD-box helicase 31
Exons: 19
Coding region: 400-2478 (692 amino acids)
Biological process (GO): ribosome biogenesis
Cellular component (GO): nucleus
Molecular function (GO): ATP binding; RNA helicase activity; nucleic acid binding
Source: RefSeq, a predicted model, not a curated record
GAACUGCCUGUAUGGAAAGUGCGCUCCGGGCAGGCUGACCCGCGGCGCGCCUGCGGCUGAGAGGAGAAUGUGGAAACUCCGGGGAAGGCCUUUUGCUAGACACUGGGUGCUAGGCCCGACGGAAGAAUGAGUCUCGUGUAGGUGACUGAGAUGCUGAGAAGACCAGCGUGGCGGCUGAGGAAGACCCCGCCAGGUGGGCGGCGCGCGGCCUCUUCCGGUUUCUGAGGCGUUCGGGCCUCUUGGCUCCGGCCGGUGCGCGCGCUGCCGCGGCUCCCGGACCCGGAAGGGGCGGCGGCGGCGGCGGCGGCGGCGGCGGUGGCCCAGCAAUAGCUGCAAAGUACUUCACCGUCCACGUGCUGCUCGGGCUUCUGGCUUGGUCCGCAGCUCCGCGCCCGGGCUAUGGCUACCGCCUGCAGCUCGCUCCCGGACCGGCCUCCCAGGACGUACUUCGGACGCCGCCAGGCUCAGAUGAGGCGGCAAACAGAGGCUACCAAGAGAAAGCACCAAGUGUCCAGUGAUGCUCCACCAACAAAACGGAGGAAUGAAGCAUCCUCUCUUUCAGCCAAGAAAGCCAGUGAUAAAGAAACUCCAAGAACAUUUAAGGGAGGUGCACACAGAACGUUUCCUCCAAAGAAGUACUUGGACAGUAUAGGCAAUGGAAGGCAGGAGAGGCCCUGCAUCAAGACUUCGUCUCUGUUUAAAAACAAUCCUGAGAUCCCAGAACUCCGCAGAGCUGUAGUAAAGCAGGCUCGAGAGCAAGUGUUCUCUCCAGAAGCUUUCCAGGAGCUGGACCUCCACCCACACCUCAUAUCCACAAUAAAUACAGUCUUAAAAAUGUCAACUAUGACCAGUGUUCAGAAGCAGAGUAUCCCAGUGCUGCUGGAAGGCAGAGAUGCCCUUGUGCGGUCCCAGACGGGUUCAGGUAAAACUCUUGCCUAUUGCAUCCCUGUGGUCCAGUCCCUUCAAGCACUGACAUCAAAAAUACAGCGCAGUGACGGCCCCUAUGCUUUGGUCCUAGUGCCCACCAGAGAGCUGGCUCUGCAAAGCUUUGACACCAUCCAGAAGCUGCUCAAGCCAUUCACCUGGAUUGUUCCUGGAGUGUUGAUGGGCGGAGAGAAGAGGAAAUCAGAAAAGGCUAGACUCCGCAAAGGCAUAAAUAUCCUUAUCUCAACUCCUGGGCGCCUGGUGGAUCAUAUAAAAUCCACGAAGAACAUUCACUUUAGUCGAAUACGGUGGCUGGUUAUGGAUGAAGCAGACAGGAUAUUGGAUUUGGGUUUUGAGAAGGACAUCACAGUGAUUCUGAAUGCUGUAAAUGCUGAGUGUCAGAAACGGCAGAAUGUCUUGCUGUCAGCGACACUCACAGAAGGUGUAACACGGCUAGCUGAUAUCAGUUUGCACAAUCCAGUCAGUAUCUCUGUCCUGGACAAAAUCUGGGACCAGCCCAACCCUAAGGAAGUUGCUAAUACCCAGCUGGACAGCUUUGCCAUACCAGAGAGUCUUGACCAGCAUGUGGUGCUGGUUCCCAGCAAGCUGCGCCUUGUCUUCCUUGCAGCCUUCAUCCUGCAGAAGUGCAAGUUUGAGAAGGACCAGAAGAUGAUUGUCUUUUUCUCAAGUUGUGAGCUGGUGGAGUUCCACUACAGCCUCUUCCUUCACACCCUGUCUUGCCGCUCAGGGGCCCCCACUUCAGAGCAGCUACCAUCUGCUUCCUGGCCACUGAAAUUCCUUCGGCUGCACGGCAACAUGGAACAGGAGGAAAGAACCUCCGUGUUUCACGAGUUCUCACAUUCCGGAACAGGAGUCCUGCUCUGCACGGAUGUUGCAGCUCGAGGCUUAGAUCUCCCACAAGUCACCUGGAUUGUUCAGUACAGUGCUCCGUCUUCACCUGCAGAAUACAUUCACCGGAUUGGAAGAACUGCCCGGAUUGGCUGUCAUGGGAGCAGCUUGCUCAUUUUGGCUCCUUCAGAGGCAGAAUAUGUCAACUCGUUGGCUUCUCACAAAAUCAAUGUUUCUGAGAUUAAGAUGGAAGAUAUUUUGGCUGUACUGACAAAGGAUGCUUGUUUUAAAAGGAGACAGAGGGGAGCCCAGAAAUCCCAUGCCAGUGGCCCCCAGGAAAUCCGAGAACGAGCCACUGUAUUGCAGACAGUAUUUGAAGAUUAUGUGCACUCCAGUGAGAGGAUGGUCUCCUGGGCAAAGAAAGGCCUGACCCUUGGAGGAAGAUCCGGAAUAAGCACCACCUUGUGCUCGCUGAAGUCCUGCACUCAGAAUACUCAAGUGGGCUGGAGGCUGGCGGCUCGAAGGGUGGCAAGCAAGGCAAACAGCGGGGCUUUCGGGUGGUACCCAGCAAGGCCAGGCCGCAGAGAGAAUGAAGCUGCUCCUACAUCCAGGAGCUCACCACCAACCAGCAAGCUUCUUUUGGUUUUUAAUCUCUCUGCAGGACCAGGUCAGGGUAGAUCGACAGACCCUGUGGCUUUAGAUUGAUGUCCUGUUCUUAUCAGGGAAGCUUCCUGAACACAGACCUGUUGGAGGAGGAGCCCUGAUGGAAACCAGCAGGCAGGGGCCAGUGCUAGACAGUCACCUGCCUUUGCCCAAGCCUCUUGUGAGAUUGUGCACAGGGACAGCAAAACAUCCUGUGUGUCAGCCUGGAAGAGUGUGGCUCCUGGCGAGCUUGCCAGAUGAAGCUGUCACACAUGUAUUGCAUGAGUGUUGUAAGAUGGAAUGUUAAAAACUGGAACUGAGCUUGUGCAAAAGGAUAAAGUAUUUAUUGAAUAGCUAUUGUCUUAGUGUCUGCAUGUUCUGUGAGGAAGGACCGAGAGAGCUUUCACUUUGGGUCAGAAACACUGCUUUCUUCCAUAAGCCCAGCAUAGCGCCAUGUGCGUUGCCUCCCCUUUCAUGUCCACAGAAGACUAGCUCGCUCUGGGCUAAUUGACUUACUGUUGCCUUUUUAUUAGCUGCCUUUGAAGUCAGAAGGCACCAGCACCCGAGCUCGCCUUUUCCCAUCGGAGCCUGUCUUCUCUUGGAGGUCUGAGGUCUUUGUGUUGUGACCUAGACCCAGAACCCCCACACACCAUUGUGUUUCUGGGAGGUUUGAAAGAGGACCCCUGGAGCGUAUUGAUUUCCCAAUAAAUGUAAGAUUUGGACAUUACAGAGGACUCAUGAGAGAAAGGGUUAAAAAGCUCAGUGUGCUCUGUUUGGGGUCCUGUGUGCCCAGCCCACCCUGGCCCUCUGAAGCCCUAGGGCAAGUACUAUAGGCCAUUUUGCUCCUCUCCCGAGAGCAGGCAGGGUGGAGGAUCAGUUAACACCAACACUAGGGGAAGAAAAAACCCUGUGCAGGGGGAGCAUGGCCUUGCCAGGACUGGCAGUCACAGACUCAGAGCCUGCUGGUGAUGUUUGUGAGGAUGCUCUGCAGCUGCAGCAGCUGUGGAACUGACUGGACAAAUCAGCCGCCUUUCUUUGGAUUUGUAAUGACUCCCAUGCUUUUGAUGGGAAAUGAGGACUCAGACCAUGAGGAGUCACCCAGCUGUGUGAAAACAGGAUUAGUGCCUGUAAUCGGGGAUGGCCACAUAAAAACCUGUGUCUGCCUCUCAGCAACGGGCCCUAACAGCUCAGCUGCAGGGCCGUGAGGUGAGGCGUGCUGAGACCUUCGCAGUGACUAACCCUGAAGUUGAAAUGUACACAUGUAGUUUUCUGACUAGCAAGGGUGUCUUGUUAAAGAUGCUGGUGGACUUGGUGCUUAGGUAACAUAGUACCCAGUCAUCAGGAGACAGACUUGGCAGCUUCAGGGUUAAUGUUCUCUCAGUUUAAACAACCUUCAAAUGAAUCUCUUACGGAUCUUGAUAGGAUGUACAUCCCAGGUAUCAGUUGGACACAAUGUUAGCCUAAUUCCAGUGUACAUAGUCUGAUUUUGUGUGUAUUUUUAAUCAUACCUUUUUUGUAGGGUCCCAGACUUGGCAUUCUCUCAAAUCAGCCUGGUUACCAUAUUAAAGUCUCAGGAGAUUCAGACAGCAAA